Menidia menidia (Atlantic silverside) is the source of this 8982-nucleotide messenger RNA. NCBI's taxonomy places the organism in Eukaryota, Metazoa, Chordata, Actinopteri, Atheriniformes, Atherinopsidae. The record is from the annotation of a GenBank genome assembly.
UUGCGCACUCGUCACGAAAAACGAACUCUUCCCUCCAACACGGAGGAAGUUCUGCGCUUCAUCCACUGGGGACAGGCUGGUGGGGGCAGGGGCAGGGGAGGGAGGGGGGGAGGAGGGAGGAGAGAGGGAGGGAGGGAGGGGAGGGCAGCUCUCAGAGGGACGAGGUGCCUGGUGGAGCGACACGGGCUCUGCUUUCCAGGACUCCGCCGCGCUGCGCGUUUUUCCUCCUCCGCCUCUCCGUCCUCCAAUUCCGGCCUAAAACUCCCCUCUAACGGCGGCGGACUUCCAGAGACCCGGUUCAACACCCCCCUUCCCCCCCCAACAACCCCCCCAUCCUCCCCUCUACCCGGCGGACAGGUGAUGAUGGCGCGCGGAGCGGCUCUCCGUGACGCGCGGAUCCCGGGGGGGCCCCGGGGGCCCCUGGGGCUCCCGGGGUGGCUCCUGGGGCUCCUGGGGCUGCUCCUCGCGACCGGUCCCGGCCCCGCGCGGGCCCAGGAGCUGCCGAGCCCCGGGCUGAACGGCUACAGCCUGCACCCGCCCUACUUCAACCUGGCGGAGGGCACCAAGAUCGCCGCCACCGCGACCUGCGGGGAGGACGAGGCCGGCAGGAGCGUGCGCGACCUCUACUGCAAGCUGGUGGGGGGGCCCGUGUCCGGGGACCCCAGCCAGACCAUCCAGGGCCAGUACUGUGACGUGUGCGACCUGGGCCACAGCGACCGCGCCCACCCCAUCACCAACGCCAUCGACGGGACGGAGCGCUGGUGGCAGAGCCCGCCGCUGUCCCGCAGCACCGAGUUCAACCAGGUCAACGUCACCCUCGACCUGGGCCAGCUUUUCCACGUGGCCUACGUCUUGAUCAAAUUCGCCAACUCUCCCCGUCCAGACCUGUGGGUUCUAGAGCGGUCCACUGACUCCGGCCGGACCUACCAGCCCUGGCAGUUCUUUGCCUCCUCUAAGAGAGACUGUAUCGAGCGUUUUGGGCCGAGAACCAUCGAGAGAAUCAGCAGUGAUGAUGACGUCAUCUGCACCACCGAGUACUCCCGCAUAGUGCCGCUGGAAAAUGGGGAGGUGGUGGUGUCCCUGGUUAACGGUCGACCGGGGGCCAUGAACUUCUCCUACUCGCCGGUGCUGAGGGACUUCACCAAGGCCACCAACAUCCGCCUCCGCUUCCUGAGGACCAACACGCUUUUGGGGCACCUGAUGGGCAAGGCGCUCCGGGACCCCACAGUAACCCGUAGGUAUUACUACAGCAUCAAAGACAUCAGUAUCGGAGGACGCUGUGUGUGUAACGGGCACGCCGAGGCCUGCAACGCCCAGGACCCCAACGACCCCUACAAGCUGCAGUGCGACUGUCAACACAACACCUGCGGCCUGUCCUGCGACCAGUGUUGUCCCGGUUACAACCAGUUGCCCUGGAAACCGGCCACAACCUACAGCGCCAACGAGUGUGAACCGUGUAACUGCCACCGGCACUCUUUCGAGUGCUACUACGACCCGGAGGUGGACCGGAGGCGGGGCAGCCUGGACGUCCAGGGCCGCAGCAGGGGGGGGGGCGUCUGCCUCCACUGCCAGCACCACACCACCGGGGUCAACUGCGAGCGCUGCAUCCCCACCUACUACCGGUCACCUGACCACCCCCUGGACUCCCAGCUGGCCUGCUCACCCUGCAACUGCCAGUCGGAGUUCACCAACGGGAGCUGUGAGGAUCUGACCGGCCGCUGCUUCUGCAAGCCCAACUACAGCGGGGAGGACUGCCACUCCUGCGCCAGCGGCUUCAUCCACUUCCCCGCCUGUUACCCCAUUCCCACCUAUCCAACCAACAACAACAAUGGGGAGGCCAAGCCAGCCGGAGAGAUCAUCAACUGCGAGUGCAGCGCUCCGGGCACCGUGGACAACUCCUGCCGGCCGGACCCCCAGACCCGGACCUGCGUGUGCAAACCGGGCUUCGCCGGGGACCACUGCGACGCCUGCGCCCCGGGGUUCCACGGACCCAACUGUCAGGCCUGCCAGUGUUCGGGCGCGGGCUGCCAGGAGGGGUCAUGUGACCCGGCGGGCGGUCAGGGCAGCUGCCGGACGGGUUUCCAGGGCUACCACUGUGACUCCUGCGCGCCGGGAUACUUCAACUACCCGCUCUGCCAGCAGUGUUCCUGUGACCCUCGCACGUCCAGAGACUCCGGCUGCUCUGAGUCUGGCCUUUGCCACUGCCGGCCCAACUACAGCGGGCCGUCCUGUGACCAGUGCGCCCCCGGUUACUACGGCUACCCCAGCUGCACCCCCUGCCAGUGCUCGGCCGAAGGCUCCGGCCACAGCAGCUGCCACCAGGCCAGCGGUCAGUGCGCCUGCCUGCCCGGCGUGGGGGGGCCGCGCUGCGACAGCUGCGCGCCGGGCUUUUACGGCUUCCCCAGCUGCAAAGCUGGCUCUUGUCACCCGGCCGGUUCCGUUGACCAUGCGGUUCUGCCACCGGGGGGCCAGUGUGAGUGUCGUCAGCACGUGGAGGGUCCAGCCUGUGACCGGUGUAAACCCCUGUACUGGAACCUGUCCCCAGACACCUCAGCUGGAUGCUCCAGUAAGACCCCCCCCGUUUCCCCCCCGGGCUACGGGCCGUGGGCAGCACUGACCCGUUCGUUCUGGCUCUUUUCUCCCGCAGGCUGUGAAUGCAACACGGCGGGGACGCUGAGUGGGGUGGCUGAGUGUGCACAGGAGACGGGUCAGUGCCCCUGUAAGCCCGGCGUGUGCAGCGGGACCUGCUCCACCUGCAGGGACGGCUACCACAACCUGCAGGACCACAGCUACUUCGGCUGCUCCGGUUGCCAGUGCGACAUCGGGGGGGCGGUGGGUCAGGUGUGCGGGAACCGGAACGGUCAGUGCCAAUGCCGACCCAACGUAGAGGGGCCCAAGUGCAACUUUCCUCGUCCGGAUCAUUACUUCCCAGACCUCCACCACCUGAAGUUUGAGAUAGAGGAGGGAACCAUGCUGGACGGCCGACCGGCGCGGUUCGGCUACAACCAGCUGGAGUUCCCAAACUUUAGCUGGAGGGGUUAUGCUCAGAUGUCCCCCAUUCAGUCCAAAGUGCUGGUGGCGGUUUGGGUCACCUCUCCGGACCUGUUCCGCGUGGUGCUGCGCUAUGCCAGCCGGGGGGGCGCGCAUGUUCAGGGCAGGGUGUCGGUCAUAGAGGAGGCCCGGGACCACCGCUGUGGUAACUUGAAGCUUCAGGUUUAUGUGAGUGAGGCAGACGUCUAUCUGACUCGUUUCAUCCUCAGAUAUGUCAAUUCUGAGGGAGUCACCUCCAACGGUAAAAUAACAGCCUAUCAGACCAGCCGCACAGGCUCGGAGCAGUCCAAGCAGAUCGUCUUCGCCCCCAGCGCCCAGCCCACCUUCGUCAACGUCCCGCAGAACAGCUUCGUGGAGCCCUUCGUCCUGAACCCGGGGGCCUGGACGGUGGUCAUAGAGGCAGAGGGGAUCCUGCUGGACUACCUGGUCCUGCUUCCCAGCGCCUACUACGAAGCCCCCAUCCUCCAGAUCAGAGUCACCGAACCCUGCCACUACAGCCCGGAGGUCAACCAGAACUGUCUCCUGUACACGUAUCUGUCUCUGGACUCCUUCCCCACCAUCUCUGGUCAUGAUGCCAGCUGUCGGCAUGACAACCACCUCCCGCGCCAAUGCCAGAUCGAGAAGGUGACCCCGCGUCAUCCCGAAAUGGCGGUCUGCAGCGGACAUGACAUCAUUGUUGCUCUAAGAGGGAGACUUUCAGCUCCGGGCAGCUAUGUUGCGGUGAUUGAGUAUUCCAGCGAGGAGGAACUGCCUCAGGUUUUGUCCGUUGCCGUGAACGUGCCGGGAGCUCGUGCACACCAGCACCGGGUCACCCUCCUGCACUGCAAAUACAGCUUCCUGUGUCGGGCGGUGGCCAUCGAUGACCAGAACAGGGUGGCUGUCUUCUCCCUGCCCGCUGACCCGGAGAUCCAGCUGUCCUCUGACCGCUCCAGCUUCUUCCUGCACAAAGUGUACCUAGUGCCUCAAGAGCAGUUUACCAUGGAGUAUGUGGAGCCUGAAGUCCACUGCAUCAACUCCCAUGGACAGUUCUCCCCCGAUAGUUCCUCCUGCGUCCCGUCCCGCUUCCAGACCCCCUCGGACUCUGUGGUCCUGAAAGAGGGCCAGAGCUCGUCCACGCUGGAGGGGACGGUCCAGGCUUCCCCCCCCGAGGCCUCCUCCCUGACCCUCCUCCAGGAAGACCAGCCGGGCUGGAUGGGGGGGGUGAAGCCGCCCUUCGGGGCGGACAACAACGACCACAUGCGUUUGGACUCGCUCCAGAAUGCAGCAGUGUAUUCGGCCCGUGUCUCCUCCCCGGGGCGCUAUGUCUUCAUCCUUCACUACCACCAGCCUCAGCAUCCCACCUACCCGGUGACGGUGGACAUAAACGCCGGGCGGAUCUGGCAGGGCCAGACCAACGCCUCCUUCUGCCCCCACGCCUACGGCUGCCGCAACGUGCUGGUCUCCCAGGACCAGAUCAUCCUGGACGUGACUGACCACGACCUCCUCCUGACCGUGCACAUACCUGCUGGGAAGACGCUGUGGCUGGACUACGUGUUAGUGGUUCCCGAGGCCAGCUACAGCUCCAGCUACCUGAACGAGGAGCCUCUGGACAAAUCCUACGACUUCAUCAGCAACUGUGGCCAAAACAGCUUUUACAUCAAUCCCUCCUCCGCCCCCCCGUUCUGCCUGGCCUCGGCCGUCUCCCUGUCGGCCUUCUUCAACAACGGCGCCCUGCCGUGUGGCUGCCACGAGGCGGGGGCCCAGAGCGACACCUGCCAGCAGUUCGGCGGCCAGUGCCAGUGCCGGCCCAACGUGAUUGGCCGGGACUGCUCCAUGUGCGCCACCGGAUUCUGGGGGUUCCCCAACUGCAGACCCUGUAACUGUGGCGAGAGGCUGUGCGAGCCCACCACGGGGGACUGCAUCUGCCCCCCGCGCACGGUGCUGCCCGAGUGCACGCGCUGCGAGCCCCAGACCUUCGGCUGCCACCCGCUGGUGGGCUGCGAGGUCUGCAACUGCUCCCGGCCGGGCCUGCUGUCCCUGGACGUGAGCUGUGACACCGACAGCGGACAGUGCAGUUCCUCCUGCGUCCCCUCCCGCUUCCAGACCCCCUCGGACUCCGUGGUCCUGAAAGAGGGCCAGAGCUCGUCCACGCUGGAGGGGACGGUCCAGGCCUCCCCCCCCGAGGCCUCCCCCCUGACCCUCCUCCAGGAAGACCAGCCGGACUGGAUGGGGGGGGUGAAGCCGCCCUUUGGGGCAGACAACAACGACCACAUGCGGCUGGACUCGCUCCAGAAUGCAGCAGUGUAUUCGGCCCGUGUCUCCUCCCCGGGGCGCUAUGUCUUCAUCCUUCACUACCACCAGCCUCAGCAUCCCACCUACCCGGUGACGGUGGACAUAAACGCCGGCCGGAUCUGGCAGGGCCACACCAACGCCUCCUUCUGCCCCCACGCCUACGGCUGCCGCAACGUGCUGGUCUCCCAGGACCAGAUCAUCCUGGACGUGACUGACCACGACCUCCUCCUGACCGUGCACAUACCUGCUGGGAAGACGCUGUGGCUGGACUACGUGUUAGUGGUUCCCGAGGCCAGCUACAGCUCCAGCUACCUGAACGAGGAGCCUCUGGACAAAUCCUACGACUUCAUCAGCAACUGUGGCCAAAACAGCUUUUACAUCAAUCCCUCCUCCGCCCCCCCGUUCUGCCUGGCCUCGGCCGUCUCCCUGUCGGCCUUCUUCAACAACGGGGCCCUGCCGUGCGGCUGCCACGAGGCGGGGGCCCAGAGCGACACCUGCCAGCAGUUCGGCGGCCAGUGCCAGUGCCGGCCCAACGUGAUUGGCCGGGACUGCUCCAUGUGCGCCACCGGCUUCUGGGGGUUCCCCAACUGCAGACCCUGUAACUGUGGCGAGAGGCUGUGCGAGCCCACCACGGGGGACUGCAUCUGCCCCCCGCGCACGGUGCUGCCCGAGUGCACGCGCUGCCAGCCCCAGACCUUCGGCUGCCACCCGCUGGUGGGCUGCGAGGUGUGCAACUGCUCCCGGCCGGGCCUGCUGUCCCUGGACGUGAGCUGUGACACCGACAGUGGACAGUGCAGGUGUAAGAACAACAUCAUCGGGCGCCAGUGCGACCGCUGCGCCCCCGGUUUCUACGGUUACCCCAACUGCCGGCCGUGCGACUGCAACGAGGCGGGCACGGAGGAGGAAGUGUGCGACUCCUUCACGGGGCGCUGUCUCUGCAAGGAGAACGUCCAGGGCUCGCGCUGCGACCAGUGCCGGAUCGGGACCUUCUACCUGGACCCCACCAACCCCAAAGGCUGCACCAGCUGCUUCUGCUUCGGCGCCACCAACCGCUGUCACAGCUCCGAUAAGAGGCGCACGGAGAUCAUGGACAUGGAGGGCUGGGUGCUGCUGGGAGCAGACAGGCAGGAAGUGCCCGUGGCCUUGUACCCGGGUCAGGACCUCGUGGAGGCGGACCUCAGCGACGUGCCCGACGUUUACCAGGACCUCCACUGGCACGCACCCAAGGCUUACCUAGGAGACAAGGUUUCGUCCUAUGGAGGUUAUCUUAGAUAUCGUCUUCAAACUCAAACCAUGAGAGGCGACGCGCUGUCCCUGCCGGCGGAAGCUUCUAGACCCGACAUCAUUCUGAAGGGAAACCAGAUGACUCUGGUGUUCAUGGAGAGGGAAUACUCCUCACCAGAAGAGCCUCACCUGGGGAUAGUUCACCUAGUCGAGGGGAGUUUCCGUCACGCCCAGACGGGGAACUCGGUGUCCCGGGAGGAGCUGAUGAUGGUUCUGGUGAGCCUGGAGUCCCUGCAGAUCCGGGCCCUCCACUCCCAGUCGGCCCACUCCGUGUCGCUGCGGGGGGCCGUGCUGGAGGGGGCCCAAAGCCUGACCACCGGGCUCCACGCCAACAACGUGGAAAUCUGCAUGUGUCCGGCCAAUUAUCUUGGAGACUCGUGCCAGAAAUGUGCUCCAGGUUACUACAGAGACACCAUCGGCCUGUUUCUGGGGAAGUGCGUUCCCUGUAACUGUAACGGUCACUCGGACCAGUGUCUGGACGGAUCUGGGAUCUGUGUGAGCUGCCAGCACAACACGGCCGGCAGCCACUGCGAGCGGUGCAGAGGCGGGUUCUUUGGGAACAACAGCCUGGACGGGCAGGCCGUGUCCUGCUCCGGCUGCCCCUGCCCACUCAGAGCCCCCUCCAACAAUUUUGCCGAGGGUUGCGUGGAGAGAAACGACAGGAUGCAGUGCCUCUGCAUGCAGGGCUACGCUGGGCAGAACUGUGAAAGGUGCGCCCCCGGUUUCUACGGCAACCCCAUGAUCCUGGGCAGCAGGUGCCAGCCGUGCGACUGCCACGGCAACACCGACCCCAACAUGCUGUUCACCGACUGCCACCCGCUGACCGGCCGCUGCCAGGGCUGCAUGCACAACACCGCCGGGGAGCGCUGCCAGACCUGCGCCCCCGGUUACUACGGCGACGCCGUCCUCGCCAAAAACUGCACCGAGUGCAGCUGUUCUCCGUGUGGAACCGAGUCAUGUGACCCUCACACCGGUCAGUGCCGCUGUAAGGAGGGAGUGACUGGACCUCGCUGUGACCGCUGCGAAGAUGGCUCCUUUGGCUUCGGGUCGUGCUCGGGCUGCCGGCGCUGUGACUGUGACGCCUCGGCCGCUCUGGUCCAGCCCUGCGACCCCCAGAGCGGUCAGUGCGCCUGCCGGCCCGGGGUGAACGGGCCCGGCUGCAGGCAGUGUGCUCCGGGGUUCUGGGACUACGGACCGGACGGAUGCAAGCGGUGCGACUGCAGAGGUGGACGGUGCGACCCCCGGACGGGGGAGUGCCGCUGCCCCGACGGCAUGGCGGGGAGGCAGUGCGACACCUGCGUGCACAAGCACAGCGUCCCGGUGGAGGACCAGCACGGCCUGCACUGCCAACCUUGCGACAGCUGCGUGAUCGUCCUGCUGGAGGAUCUGGACAGGCUGGGUGCUAACUUCAGCGCGGUGGCCGAACGGCUGGGGGGGCUGAACGCCAGCGCCAUGGCCUGGACCCAGCUGCACAAGCUCAACGCCUCCAUAGCCGACAUUUCUAGCGCCAUAGAGAAGUAUAACAGCUCGCUGGACGACAGCCGGGCCCGGGCCGACACUCUGGACGCUGAGAUAGUGACCAUCGAUGAUGAUAUUGAUGAACUUGAGAAGAAGGUGGAAGCAAUGAUGGACAGCGUUGAUGGCCUAGAGGGGAGUACCACAAAGACAUACCAGCGGGCAGAAGAUCUGCUGUCCUUUGUUGACAACAUGACUGCAGAUAUAAACAGCAUCGUUCUGAUGUCGAACCGGUCCGUGAACGACUCCGACGGGGAGCAGGACGUGGAGGAUCGGGAAAAGAAGACGAGGGAGGUGCAGGCCAUGCUGCGAGAGAUGAGGUUCCGGAGCUGUGCGCGGCAGAAGAAGGUGGCCGAGAGAGAGCGGGCCGAGGCAGAGAAACUGUUGGAGCGCGUGAGGCAGGAGCUGGCGGGCGGUCAGGAGGAGAACGAGGCCUCGGCCCGGGCCCUGGCCGAGCGGCUGGCCCGCUUCGGCCUGGAGGCCUCGGACCUCCGGGAGGCGCUGGACGAGGCGGAGAACAGGACGGCGCUGACCAGGGCGCUCAACGCGGCCGGCCGGGACCGGCUCGGGGACGUGCAGAGGACGGUGGAGGACCUGCUGCUGGGGCAGGGCGAGGGCGAGGUCAACGGGCUGCUGGCCGAGGCUGGAGAGGACCUCGCUAAGGUCAACUCGGUGAUGGCUACGCUCUACCAGUACAAGCAGGAGUACGCAGACUCGGAAGCCCAACUGGACGGAGCCCGGUCGCUUUUGGCCAAGAAGGUGCAAAACUUCACUCUGACCGGCUCCAAAAUGGCAGUCGUGGAGGAGGCGGAGAGACACGCAGAGCUGCUGAACGCUCUGGCCACCAACCUGUCCAGGUAA